AUGGCGCAGAGUGGCGGCGGCAGCGGCAGCAGCGGAAGCAGCAGCGGCCGCAGUGGCAGCGGCAGCGGCGGGGGCAGCAGCAGCAGCAGCAGCAGCAGCAGCGACGACGAGGACCAGGAGAGGGCCAGCGGCAAAGGUGUGGCCGUAGCGGGCUUGAGUACCGUGGAGAUAAAGGCUCUGGUCGAGCAAAAGCGGAAGCGGGUAGAGAGGAUGAAGAUGGAGAGGAGGGCAGAGAAGAAGAAGGCAAAGGCGGCUGCCAAGGCGAAGAAGGCGAGGGCGAAGCGGGAGAAGAGGGAGAGGAAGGAGAGGCGGCGGGAGAAGAAGCGGGUGAAGCGCAAGGGCGCCGAGCGCAAGGAGGCCGAGCGCAAGGAGGCCGAGCGCAAAGAGGCAAAGAAGGCCAAGCGCCGCGAGAAGGCUGCGGUGCGCGAGGCUUCCGUCGAGGCGGCGCAGGAGCAGCAGCGGGCGCAGGGGCGGCAGCAGGCGCAGGAGCAGCAGCGGGCGCAGGAGCGGCAGCAGCAGCCGCACGGCGCGCGGGUCAUCGUGGGGCGGCUGCAGGGGAAGGACGCGACGCCCGUCGAGCCGGCGCCGCCAGGGUACUGCGACGUGCGCGUGGACCGCGGCACGGCGCUGGGGAACCCGUUCCCGAUGGGCCGCGACGGGCGCGACGAGAGCUUCCGCGGCCCUGUGCACGACGAGAGCUUCCGCGGCCCUGUGUGCGCCGCCUUCGAGGCGCUGCUACGGGAGGGCGCCACUACGUCGAUGUCGACGACCGGUACCGCCGGCCAAACGCCGCAGCCGAGCGGGGCGCGCUGCCCGUAG
Emiliania huxleyi CCMP1516 is the source of this 819-nucleotide messenger RNA. RefSeq lists its product as hypothetical. The coding region runs from base 1 to 819 and encodes 272 amino acids. The transcript has 5 exons. The record is from RefSeq and is a predicted model, not a curated record. Lineage: Eukaryota; Haptophyta; Isochrysidales; Noelaerhabdaceae.